Molecule: messenger RNA, 2852 nt
Organism: Salvia miltiorrhiza (redroot sage)
Lineage: Eukaryota; Viridiplantae; Streptophyta; Magnoliopsida; Lamiales; Lamiaceae
Exons: 2
Coding region: 677-1462 (261 amino acids)
Source: RefSeq, a predicted model, not a curated record
GAUGGAUUUUCAGCCUGGCUGACUCCUAUUUAAAAAAAAAAAAAAAAUUGAAAAAUCGUGAAAAAGAAAAAAAGAGAAGAAAGUGAAAGGGUGGAGCCCUAAUUCAAAUCUGCUAACCACCGCCCACCUCUCCCUCUCCAGCCAAUCUCGCCGGAUACCUCUCAUCGCCGUCCACCAAACGUCGCCGACCGCCACCAGCCAUCGCCGCCGGACUCCACUUGUCGGCCAUCCCUCUCAGCCGACCUCAACAUUUCGUCACAGUUCAGCGCGAAGGUUCGCGCCUUCCCUCCUCGCCACUGAACGCCUCUCCACCGUCGUCCAUAUCUCUCAUCUAUCAGUUCCUCGCCGUCGACGAUAGAGCCGCCGUCGCCGCUGCUCAGCGCCGGUCUCUGCGUGAAUCAGUCGGCUGAAAAAGGCGCAGCCUUGAGUUCUCCAGUCGCUCCCGUCUCCGACCAGCUCAGCCACCCAGCGCGUCGCCAGAUUCAGACGCCGAGUCCACGCACAGCGCGACUUUUCUCCGGCCAGAGAGCGGCCAUCUUUGCUCGCCGUUUGCACUUCCGAUCUGUUGCUCCUGUUUCGGCUUCAAUCCAGCCGCCGUCAGCAAUCCAACACUAACACUUGAAGUGUUUUUCACUCUUGUAGCCACCAUUCCUAUUUGUCCAUCAUUAGCUCAGUCAUGGGACGAACGAAGACAAGACCCGGCACUACUUCUAGAGCUCCGAUUGAGCAACCCGAACCUAUGGACGAAGAUGCUACACCGCAAGAUAUCCGUGAAGAAUUCCAUGCACCUUUUGCUAUCUUCAAUGAUGACGAAGGGAAAGAUCAAGGAAAUAAAGUUAAUGCCAAUGAAGUUUUCUUGUUGUCGAGUGCAAAGCGGAAGGAGAAAAUUUGUCCUAUAUACUUCAUUUGGUCUCAGCUUGAUCUUAUUAAGCGUCGGAGUGCUUUCCAUGUUUCUUUGACUCCAAUCAUAACAUGUUUAGCGAUUCAUUUCAAGCUUAUUCCAAGCGGCGCAGAAUUUGUUCCGGGGCAAGAUUCAACUGAUUUUCGGUUCAUUGAUGACAAAGAGCUUAUGAGGGGAAAUUUCAUCAAGGAUAGGCACACUAUUGUUCCCCAUCAUAAACGGCACUGCGUCAUCGAGUAUUCGAAUGCUAAAGCUGCCGCAGGCAUUGCACAAGGCGCUGGUCCAUCUUCUCAUUCAGACGACGAGGACGAGAAAGCUGAGGCGGAGCCCACUGCUUCACCCGAGCUAGCCCUCACAUACCCUGAUGCACCACUCACACAACACCAUUUUGAUGCAUCUAUGACUGCUUUUCAAUCUCAUUUUGACAAUGUCAUUGGUGAUUUUCGCAGAGUCCUGUUAGCGCGUUUGGAUACUCAGGAUCGGAGGAUAUCUGCAUUGGAGACUAGCUGGGAUUCUUGGACCCAGCGUUAUCCCCAUCCACCACCCGCGGGCGAUCAAUGAAUCACAUCGUUGCCGGCUCAUCGAUUUUCAGGGAAGUUUCGUUUUUCUCCUUUUCACUACUUCAUUGCACUUGAGCAUUGAGGACAUUGCUCAGUUUUAGUGUGGGGGGGUCGUUGUUUCUCAUGUGAAUUGAUGAGUUUGCGUGUGUUGUGAUUUUUGUUUUGUUUUGUUGAAAUGUGUCAGUAUUUGUGAAUCCCUGCAGUAAUUUAGUUUUGCAUAGUAGAGGCUUGAUUUAAGUUAGUUUGUUUUUGGUUGAGUCGGCUAGAUUUGAGUUGAACCUUUGGAAUUCAUUGUUGAUUGUGACUUAACUAAGAUGAGAUCAUUUUUAUACUUGUUGCUGUGGGGCAAGUUUAUGAAAUAUGAUUGAGGUGAUUUGUCCGGCUGAAAUUUGAAGGAGUGUUAUCAUUGCAGUUGCUUAAAUACUUGUCUCUAGUUCAGAAGUGUUCCAUCUUGUACGAAUUGAUUUGGUUGUAGUUCAUUCUUGAAAUUUUGUACUUGUUGGAAUUUGAGGAGUUGUUUAAAAAAAAAAAAAAGAAAAAAAAAAAGAAAAAGAAAGAAAAGAAUGAAAAAAAAAAGAAAAAAAAAAGUUUGAGAGUUUGGGAAUAAGAGGGAUGUUCCUCAUUUAGUUUUUCGUUAUUGUUGAAUAAAUAUAAAGAGACUUGUUGGUAAAAGCAGCUGCAUUAGGUAACUCACUUCUUAUGGGGGGCUGGGUCUGAUCCGAUUGAUUAUCUCAUAAACGAGUAACAUGCUUCGGGUUAAUUGUGAUUUUCAUUGAUGUUGGAAAAUGGUUGACCAUGGUUCUGAAGAGGAUAUGAUGUCUAUGUUGAGUUAACCGGAAAUGAAGUCUCUUAAGUUCAAACUCUACUACGUAGAACUAGAUUUUUGCUUGAGGACAAGCAAAUGCUUAGUGUGGGGGGAUUUGUUUCGUCGUGUUUAUGCCAUUGUCUAUUAUUAGUUUAGUCAUAUUUUAUUGUAAAAGUUGUGUAGAGUAGUGGUGAUUUCGUGUUAAUUCGAGCUUAAUGGUUAAUUGUGAUGCUUUAGGUGUUAAAUGAAGAAUGUCGAUGUUAAAGCAUUUGGAGAUUGUGAAGAAAGCUCACAACGACGCAAAAGAGAGUGUUUAAAACAUGCUAACCAUGGCUCACAAUGAAUCGAGGAUGAUUAGAAGAAGAUUGAGAAGAGAAGGCAGUGAGCCGCGGCGCACUAGCCAACCGGGUUGACUGCUUGAAGGAAAAUGGGCAGAAUGUGAAGUGAGCCGCGGCGCACUAGUCAACCGGGCUGACCCUGACAGUUUUCUGACGGGAUUUCUCAUAAGAUUGGCGGUUUUUAGAGAUUCAAAUACAUUUUUUUCACUUAGAACUUCCAUCUUUUUCCCUUUUUGAAGCAAGAACAA